AAGUCUUUAUCAAAAUGACAUGCUAAGUAAUGGAGAAGGGGAGGUGUAGUGUGUGUGUGACAGGAGGCGCAGGUUACAUUGCUUCUUCACUUGUUAAGAAGCUUUUGGGUGAAGGGUAUACUGUUCAUGCAACUCUCAGGAAUUUGAAUGAUAGCACAAAGGUACGACUUUUGAGGAGCUUUUGUGGGGCGGAGGAAAGACUGAAGUUGUUUGAAGCUAACAUAUACAAACCAGAGGAAUUUGAGGCAGCAAUCCAAGGUUGUGGGUUUGUUUUUCAUGUGGCGACCCCUCUGCUCCACACUGAGGGCUACAAGCAUAUAAAUAGGGUUGAUGCAACAGUUGAUGCAGCCAGGAGCAUUGCCACUGCUUGCAUCAGAUCAAGAACGGUGAGGCGGCUCAUCUACACUGCCACUGUUAUGGCUGCUUCACCAUUGAAGGAUGACGGGAGUGGUUUCAAGGAGUUCAUGGAUGAGACCUGUUGGACACCUCUCAAUUUUUCUAUUCCUUAUGACAAUGAUGUUCUUGAGGACUAUACUCGAGCAAAGACAUUGGCUGAGAAGGAACUCUUAAGCUUUGGCAGUAACAAUGCCGGAGAAAUGGAGGUGGUGACACUGCCCUGUGGCCUUGUGGGUGGAGAUGGUCUUAUGCCAUAUUUAUCUGCAACCUCAACGGUGUUCUUGGCACAGCUCACAAACGACGAACUUGCACUAAACUCACUGAACUUCUUACAAGAGCUGCUUGCAAAAAUCCCAGCCGCUCACAUUGACGAUGUGUGCAAUGCCCACAUCUUCUGCAUGAAAGAAGCUUCAAUGAAUGGCCGAUUCCUUUGCGCCAACGGCUACAUCUCGACUGCAGAAAUUGCCAGCUACUACCAGCAGAAAUAUCCUGAGUUAAGCAUCAAGAAAGAGCACUUUGAGUGUCCUAAAUAUGAAACCAAGUGGGGGUCUAAUCUGCUUGCUGAAAAGGGUUUUCAGUAUCAAUAUGACUGGCAGAAGGUUUUGGAUGAUUGCAUCACUUGUGCUAGGAAAACUGAAUAUGCUGUAUUCAAGGAUUUUUACUUGAUCUAGUUGUCUAGGAUUUCCUUUGACUGCCUAAUGCAAGAAUAUGGUAUGUGUUGAGUACUUGCAACAUUUUUCAUGCAAGAAAAAGGAAAAAUCA
Molecule: messenger RNA, 1158 nt
Organism: Sesamum indicum (sesame)
Lineage: Eukaryota; Viridiplantae; Streptophyta; Magnoliopsida; Lamiales; Pedaliaceae
Product: NADPH HC-toxin reductase 1-like
Molecular function (GO): oxidoreductase activity, acting on the CH-OH group of donors, NAD or NADP as acceptor
Source: RefSeq, a predicted model, not a curated record